AUGUUUGGAAGAGCAAUGGAAAUGAGAAUGGCAGCUGCUUAUGCCAUUUUAUUGGUGAUAUCGGUCUGCAGUUCGAGUGUGGCGAGCUCGGAUGGUAAGAGGAGGAUGCGUGAAGAUGAAGGCAGAGCAAAAACAUCUCCCAAGAUGAAUGACAAAAUGGCUGAAACAUGGAAUCAUUGCAUGGAAGAGAUGGGAGAAAAGAGAGUUGCUAUGAAAGGUUUUAACCUCUACAUACCACAAGCAACCGAUGACUUGAUAUCGCCAUUAUUAACAAAACAAAGGAUGCACAAAGCUAUUAAUACUUUGCCUCCUCAAGUGAGAGAAGGGUUUCUUGAUUGCUUAAAAAAGAAUGGACUUGUCUUUCCUGCUUCUGAUCCAGAUGUUACCUCAAGCUAUAUACGGUCGCAUCCAUCUGGAGGUGUAUUGGAUUAUUCACUUCACAUAUCGAAAAAGGUUUCAAAAUCAGGUAAAGCUAAAAAAAAGAAAAAGAAGGAUAUGAUGACAGUUAUUAUUGCUGUUGCUGCAACUUCUGUCACAACAUUUAUCCUUGUUGCGGUGGUCUUCUACUUUUGUUGUUUGAGGAAACUUGAAGAACCAAAGGAGGAAAAACCUCUUCUACACUUAACCGAUUACUUGAGUGAAGGUUCUUCACACAAGUCUAUGAAUUUAGGCUGUUCGAGCAAACAAGAACCCACUACUGGUGAAUAUAAUGACCCUUCUCCCGAUAGUAGUUUGCCUGCACAACAAGACGAUGGCUUACUUCCAAAACCACCAGGAUCAGAUGUACCACUCCUGAAACCACCUCCUGCGAGACCAACUCCUCCUCCUCCAGCACCACCGCCUGCAGCACCAGCUCCUCCUCCUCCUCGUGCUGCCCCCCCACCGCCUCCACCUAAAGGUGUCCGUCCUCCACCACCACCAAAAGCGAAAGCUGGACCUAUUGGAGGACGUAAACGUGAGACUUCUUCUUCUGAUGGUGGUGGUGGUGAUUCUUCACAAAAAGCCAAGUUAAAACCGUUUUUCUGGGACAAGGUUACAGCUAAUGCAGAUCAGUUAAUGGUCUGGCAUGAGAUCCGUGGUGGAUCAUUCCAGUUGAGUGAAGAGAUGAUAGAGACUUUAUUUGGUUAUCAAGCGAAUAAUAACAAGAGUAAAGAGAAGAAAGAUAAACCAGUGGAACCUGUGAUCCAGUACAUUCAGAUUAUCGACCCUAGGAAAGCUCAAAAUUUGUCUAUUCUUCUACGCGCACUAAAUAUUUCAACACGGGAAGUUGUUGAUGCUCUCAAAGAAGGCCACAGGCUUCCAGGAGAGCUCCUUCAAACAUUACAAAAGAUGACACCAACACCAGACGAGGAAUUGAAGCUUAGAUUAUUCGCAGGGGAUAUUAAUCAAUUAGGCCCUGCUGAGAGAUUCCUUAAAACCGUGGUUGAAAUAGCUUUUGCCUUCAAACGAAUUGACGCCUUGCUGUUCAUGAGCAAUUUUCCUGAGGAAGCUGGUGGCCUCAAAGAAUCCUUUGCAACUCUUGAGAUAGCUUGCACGAAGCUAAAAAAUAGCAGAUUGUUCAUGAAACUUCUAGAAGCAGUGCUUAAAACGGGUAACCGCAUGAACGAUGGUACCUACCGUGGUGGUGCACAGGCAUUCAAGCUUGACACACUCUUGAAACUAUCUGAUGUGAAGGGAACAGAUGGUAAGACAACACUUCUCCACUUCGUAGUUCAGGAGAUCAUACGUUACGAGGGCAUAAGAUGUGUUCGCUCAUCAUCAUCAAACCAGGGAUCAUCAUCUAGCCAGGGAUCAUCAUCAAGCCAGGGCUCUAGCCUUGGCAAUUUCAAGGCACUGGACUUCGUUGAAGGUAACGAAGAAGACACUGAGGAGCAUUACCGCAGUCUUGGUCUUGAAGUGGUUUCAGGUGUAACCACCGAACUUGAAGUUGUCAGGAAGGCUGCUGCUAUUGAUGCUGAUGCCCUGCCAACUACUGUGACAAAACUCGAUUUUGGUUUGAAAAAAACUAAAGAGUUUUUGAACACGGAUAUGAAGGGUACCGAUGAUGAGGCCUCUCAAUUUUAUCUUACAUUGUCUAGUUUUACCGAAGGUUCAGAAGCUGAAAUUAAAGGACUAUCAGAGGAAGAAAAGAGAAUAAUGGAGCUCAUCAAGAGCACAGCAGAUUAUUUUCAUGGUCAGGCUGGAACGAAGGAAGGGUUGCAUUUGUUUGCGAUUGUAAGGGAUUUCUUGACAAUGUUAGACAAGGUUUGUAGAGAAAUUAGAGAUACCAGAGCGAAGCAGCUAGCCCAGAAAGCCAAGGAGGCCAAAAACGCAGGUUCAACAGCAGCUUCUAAAGUGAACCAACAAAAAUCGUCUUUGGAGCGUCAGCAAGACAAGGAUUCCAAGAAAGAAGGUUCAUCAGAGCCAGCUUCUGAAGACAGCCAACAGCAAUCGUCUUCGGAGCCUCAGCAAGACGAGGAUUCUAAGAAAGAAGGUUCAUCAGAGCCAGCUUCUGAAGAGAACCAACAGCAGUUGUCUUCAGAACCUCAGCAACACGAGGAUUCCAGAAAAGAAGGUUCAUCAGCGCCAGCUUCUCAAGAGAACCAACGGCAGUUGUCUUUGGAGCCUCAGCAAGACGAGGAUUCCAAUAAAGAAGAUUCAUCAGAGCCAGCUUGUCAAGAGAACCAACAACAACUGUCUUCAGAGCAAGACGAGGAUUCCGAGAAGGAAGGAUCAUUAGAGCCAGCUUCUCAAGAGAACCAACAGCAAUCGUCUUCGGAGCAAGAUGAGGAUUCUGAAAAGGAAGGAUCAUUAGAGCCAGCUUCUCAAGAGAACCAACAGCAAUCGUCUUCGGAGCAAGACGAGGAUUCCGAAAAGGAAGGAUCAUUAGAGCCAGCUUCUCAAGAGAACCAACAGCAAUCAGCCAUCUUUAAGGAAGGAUCAUUAGAGCCAGCUUCUCAAGAGAACCAACAGCAAUCGUCUUCGGAGCAAGACGAGGAUUCCGAAAAGGAAGGAUUAUUAGAGCCAGCUUCUCAAGAGAACCAACAGCAAUCGUAUUCGGAGCAAGACGAGGAUUCCGAAAAGGAAGGAUCAUUAGAGCCAGCUUUUCAAGAGAACCAACAGCAAUCGUCUUCGGAGCAAGACGAGGAUUCCGAAAAGAAUGGACCAUUAGAGCCAGCUUCUCGAGAGAACCAACAGCAAUCGUCUUCGGAGCAAGACAAGGAUUCCGGAAAGGAAGGAUCAUUAGAGUCAGCUUCUUUAGAGAACCAACAGCAAUUGUCUUCGGAGCAUCAGCAAGAUGAGGAUUCCGAAAAGGAAGGAUCAUUAGAGCCAGCUUCUCCAGAGAACCAAAUGCAAUUGUCUUUGGAGCAUCACCAAGAUGAAGACUCCGAAAAGGAAGGUUCAUCAACACCAGCUUCUCAGGAGAACCAACAGCAAUCAUGUUCGGAGCCUCAGCAAGACAAUGAUUCUGAAAAGGAUGGAUCCUUAGCGCCAGCUUCUCAAGAGAACCAACAACAACCGACUUUGGAGCCUCAGCAAGAUGAGGAUUCCGAGAAAGAAGGUUCAUCAAUUCCAGCUUCUCAACAGAGCCAACAGCAGCCGUCUUUGGAGCACCACCACGACAAUGAUUCCGAAAAGGAAGGUUCAGCGCCAUCUUCUCAAGUGAACCAACAGCGAACAUAUUCGGAGCCUCAGCAAGACGAGGAUUCCAAAAAAGAAGAUUCAAUAGUGCCAGCUUCUCAAGAGAAACAACAACAACAACCGUUCAGUGCGCCAGUCACCGCCCCUGGUUAUUCAUAG
Messenger RNA from Hibiscus syriacus, 3780 nucleotides. RefSeq names its product formin-like protein 10. The transcript has 7 exons. The coding region runs from base 1 to 3780 and encodes 1259 amino acids. Gene Ontology annotation, biological process: actin nucleation; actin cytoskeleton organization. Lineage: Eukaryota; Viridiplantae; Streptophyta; Magnoliopsida; Malvales; Malvaceae. Gene Ontology annotation, molecular function: actin filament binding. The record is from RefSeq and is a predicted model, not a curated record.